AUGUCCACCAUCAGCCCUGAAUACGACUACCUGUUUAAGCUGCUGCUGAUCGGCGAUUCCGGGGUUGGGAAGUCGUGCCUCCUGCUCCGUUUUGCAGACGACACCUACACGGACAGCUACAUCAGCACCAUCGGAGUCGACUUCAAGAUCCGAACCAUCGAGCUGGAGGGCAGGACCAUCAAGCUGCAGAUUUGGGACACGGCCGGGCAGGAGCGCUUCCGAACCAUCACGUCCAGCUACUACCGAGGUGCGCACGGCAUCAUCGUCGUGUAUGAUGUCACGGACCAGGACUCCUUCAACAACCUGCAUCUCUGGCUGGAGGAGAUAAAUCGCUACGCCAGCGAGAACGUGAACAAGCUCAUCGUGGGCAACAAGAGCGACCUGGCCAGCAAGAAGGCGGUGGAUUACGCCACGGCCAAGGAAUACGCAGACUCCCUCGGGGUGCCCUUCCUGGAGACCAGCGCCAAGACCGCCACCAACGUGGAGCAGGCCUUCCUCACCAUGGCGGCGGAGAUCAAGAACCGUGUGAGCAGCGGCCCGACCCAGAACGACAGCCACAAGUCCAGCCUGCACAUCCAGAGCGGCCCCCUGAGGCAAGAAGGAUCUGGCCAGGGGGAAGACGGCGGCGGGGGCUGCUGCUAA
Varanus komodoensis (Komodo dragon) is the source of this 642-nucleotide messenger RNA. Its product is annotated as ras-related protein ORAB-1-like. The transcript has 6 exons. Lineage: Eukaryota; Metazoa; Chordata; Lepidosauria; Squamata; Varanidae. Gene Ontology annotation, molecular function: GTP binding; GTPase activity. The coding region runs from base 1 to 642 and encodes 213 amino acids. The record is from RefSeq and is a predicted model, not a curated record.